This is a messenger RNA of Gavia stellata (red-throated loon), 1311 nucleotides long. RefSeq names its product transmembrane protein 97 (gene TMEM97). The record is from RefSeq and is a predicted model, not a curated record. Gene Ontology annotation, cellular component: endoplasmic reticulum. The transcript is spliced from 3 exons. Lineage: Eukaryota; Metazoa; Chordata; Aves; Gaviiformes; Gaviidae. Bases 1 to 516 code for a protein of 171 amino acids.
AUGGCGGCGGGUCCGCGCUGGCGGGAGCGGCUCUUCGCCCUCUACUUCCUCUCGCACGUCCCCAUCACGCUGCUGAUGGACCUGCAGCCGCUGCUGCCCGCCGGCCUCCACCCGCGGGGCCUGACAGAGUUGUUACAGUGGUAUGCAGCCACUUUCAGAGAUCCCAUGAUGCUCCAGCCCCCAGAGUGGUUUAAGGCGUUUAUAUAUUGUGAAGCCUUCUUACAAAUGCCUUUCUUCCCCGUUGCAGCGUAUGCCUUCUUAAAAGGUGGCUGCAAAUGGAUAAGGACUCCUGCGAUUAUCUACUCCACCCACGUAGCUACAACUUUGUUUGCUAUCCUUGCGCAUAUCCUGUUCCACGAUUUCUCAAAGUCUGAGCAUUUGGGACCUCAGACACAACGUGAGCGCCUAAUUCUGCUAUCUAUAUAUGUGCCAUACUUGCUGAUACCACUUCUGAUUCUUUUUACCAUGCUGUACAACCCACACUAUAACCACGUGGAGAAAAGGAAAAGGAGGUAGUCAGCUUUAAGAGCUGCACGCACAACACUCGUCCUGGUUUUGAUUCAGACCCUGUGCUGACGUAGUCCUCUGGGACAAACAUCUGCCUCGUGGUGUUGGCUGCAACAGCGAUUGCCAGAGCAGCUGGCUCCUGCAAGAAGAAACUGAAUUGGUUGUGGAGUUUACAGCGCCUCUCUAAUCAGAAAUAGCUUUGGCAGACGCCUGUGUCAGCAGUUCCGUGCGGUUUCUGGGCACACACAGGUGAAGGGACCUCGCUCCUCUCCCACUGUCGGUUUUGUGCGGUACAUCUGCAAUAGGAAAAUAAAUAACCAUUUGAUGUAUAACUGUGUGAUGGGGGGGGGAAACUACAGCUGAUACCUUUCUUUCACGUUCCCUUUUUCCAAGAUGACUCUUACAAAACCACUUAAGAAAUUUGUCUUCCAAGAGUAUAUGCUGCAAAAUCCGUAACUGAUGACAGAUUUGCAAAGCUAUGCUUUUGAAGCAUUUCAAAUCAUAAUAAUUCUUAACUUCCUCACCCAUUCCUUUGCUUUGCUUCAAUUUUGAUUAACUGUAGAUGGCUGAUCAGUGGUAAGUGUGCCAAAAUCUGGAUUUCUGAAUGCUUGAAGUGAACUUUGUUGACCAUGAGGCAUACUUCCUAGAGGAUUCUGAAGUACUUCAGGAAUUGUCAAAAAGGAUUUGUAAAUUUUUCUCUUCCAUGAAAUCACUUUUAGUAUGGCAAUAAAUAACUAAAUGCAUCCAAACUGCAUUUAAUGUUCUUAAGGGAAUGACUAAAAGGAACUCUAAAUGACCACGAGA